This is a messenger RNA of Penicillium verrucosum, 282 nucleotides long. RefSeq lists its product as uncharacterized. The transcript is spliced from 2 exons. Bases 1 to 282 code for a protein of 93 amino acids. NCBI's taxonomy places the organism in Eukaryota, Fungi, Ascomycota, Eurotiomycetes, Eurotiales, Aspergillaceae. The record is from RefSeq and is a predicted model, not a curated record.
AUGUUCUUAUCGCCUUCCAAGUUUUCUUGUGAUGUAGAAUGUCAUAUCCCGAUCUGCGCUAUCCAAUUUAACUUCCGUUGGCUAAUCUCGUCUUGCGGGGGAGCCAAUCUCGUAUUAUAUGGUUUGAGCCGUCUAAACCUUUUAGUUGAAGAUCUAGGUACUUCGUACUCCGUACUUAUGUUGUGUUUACUCCGUACGCAGAAUACAACUUGUUUAGGUAAGGCUAGCCGGCACCUGGCGGAUGAAACUCGCACUGACGUCUUGCAUUGUCGUUUCGCGUGA